CUAGUAUUAAAAUGGGGUUAAAAUAUUUUUAGAGCCCAUACAUACAAAAAUUUAUUUAUUUUUAUUAUUACAAUAUUAUAUGGAAAUAUGUUUUAUGUAUAAAAAUAAUAUAAUAGUAAUUAUGCAAAAUUACCUACUGAUACACAUUUAAUGAUGAUCCUAAUUCUACAUAUCAUGUAGAUAUUAAAUUGAAAAAUGACAUUUGAAAAUAAAAAUGUAAGUAAUAGUUUUGUUGGAAACUCUGAUGACCAAUUUAUACUUCAUGAAUUAUCUAAUAUGGAACAUGAAUGUAAUACAAAUGAAAAGCUGUUUGAAAGACAAGAACAUGAGUCUAUUAAUAAUGAAAUAACAUCUUUGAAAUCUAAUGAAGUAGAAAAUUUUAAAUUAGACGAAGAAAAUAUUAAUAAAGUAAAAUUAAUAUUAGAAGGAUGGAAUUUAGGACACCUGCUAAAUGCUUUAAUAAGUGAAUGUAUUGAUGUAGAUGCAUUAAGCCACAUGAAAUCCAAGCACAUUGAUAAACUUCUCUCAAAUUAUUCAUUAGGGACACAAAUAAAAUUAGAAAAUCAUUUAAUUACUCGGCAAAACACAUUAAAUGUGACCAAGAAUAAGCACAAUGUUUCAAAACAAUUGAUUACUACAGCUAAUAAAAAUGACCUAAUCAAAUUUGUAGAUAUUCAUUCUAUUUUAACAAAAUCUACAGAGGGAUUAUUAGUGCUAGACUAUUAUAAAGAACAUAAUGAACUAAAUGAUUCAAUAAGAGGAAAACUAGUAGACAUAAUUAUCCACUAUUUAUUCUCAAAUGACUUUACCAUGUCAGUGAAGCUUGCUGAGAGUAUUGCUGAUCAAAUUAACUUUUUAUUUCCUUCAGAGAUUAAAGAUAUAUAUUUUAUGCGAAGUUUUAAAAAUAGCACUCCUAGGGGUAAAUUAUACACAAAAUUUUACAAUAAUAUGCGAUCGCUGAAGACAAGCGGAUUAAUCGAAAAAAAUAAUAAAAAUAUUAAUCUAAAUAAUUUUUCAACAGAUAACUUUAUUAUAGAACCAGAAGAAGAGGACAUCAGAGAUAUUAUCGACAUAAUAAAAUAUGAUCAUUUAAAUAUUCCAUUUACGAAGUUACAAGAGUAUUGGGGUGCUACUGUCAAUUUUAGACUUAAAAAGAUUAGAGAGGCUAAAGAAACAAACGAAAUAAUAAAUGAAUGGGCUAGUUAUAGAUUACCCCUUGGAUAUAAACUCGUGGAUAUUGACUUUAAACAACUUAUCAAAUAUAAUAGUAUGAUGGUCGAUUCAUUUGAUGAUUCUUACCAAGAUAUUAUGAAUAUUAUAGAAAAACACAAUAAAGACCGAGAUAGCAAAAUACUUGUAGAACAGCUUUCUCAAAGAUCAGACAUUUGUCAAAGUGGAAAAAAUACAGCAUUCUUCUAUCUAUUAAGCUCGCUUUUCGUGCCAACGUCGAGAAAAGUGACGAGAGAUGAAAAUGGAAAAAAAAAUAUCAUUAAAUAUUCUAUAAAGGACUCUCAAAAUUCAUUAAUUAGUUUCCACGAGACAGUUGACCAAGCUGAAGCUUAUAUCGCAUUACUACAAAGUAGAAAUCAGCCAAUACAACCAUUCAUUUUAAUUAUUGGCACGAUUUUAAAACCACGAGAUAUAUUAUUAUAUUUUGAUGCCAUCAAGUAUAAAAUUUUUUCAAUAAUAAGAGCAGUGGAUGUCUGCUUUAAGAUAUUCCAUGUUUUUAAUUUAGAAUACCCACUUCCAUCAUGCGCUGUCUGGACAUUUAUUCAACAAUAUUACUACAAAUUAUUUUUAAAGAACGACUACUCCCAUCAAACAGUAAAACAAGUGCUACAUGAUCUCAACAAAAUAGUAAAAUAAUAUUAUUAUAUUAAUAUUAUAUUGAAAAAUCCUUUUAUUUUUUCACUUUAUAUUUUUCUUCUUUUCAUUUGUAUUAAUUAUUUGUAAAUUAUUAAUUUUUAUUUGAUUAUUUAAAAUUAAUUUUACAUCCAAUGUAUAAAGUUUAUACUAUAAAC
This is a messenger RNA of Daktulosphaira vitifoliae (grape phylloxera), 2021 nucleotides long. RefSeq lists its product as uncharacterized. The coding region runs from base 196 to 1866 and encodes 556 amino acids. The record is from RefSeq and is a predicted model, not a curated record. The transcript is spliced from 8 exons. NCBI's taxonomy places the organism in Eukaryota, Metazoa, Arthropoda, Insecta, Hemiptera, Phylloxeridae.